CAUAGCUGCACUGCACACACAAGCCUCGUUCGUAUCGCUUUUCGAUUUUCUAAUUUAUACUAAUAUAUUAUUAUAGGAGUAGUUUAGAAAAUUUCAGACUUUUUAUUCCUACGCUUCUCUCUCCUCUUCACUGAGACGAUCUUUACGAGGUUCACUAGCUCUUUCUAUCUCCUCCACUCUCACCGUUCAACAACCGAUGGCCACCACCGUCGCAGGAGCGAGACUCAUCUCCUUGAAAGCCACCGGGAAGCUCGGUUACCGUGAGAUCUCUCACCUCCGCCAAUGGGCUCCGGUUCAGUCUGCGAUGAUGCCUCAUUUCGGAAUGCUGCGAUGUGGAUCGCGACAGAUAUUUUCAACCUCUGUUGUGAAAGCUCAAGCGAACGCUGUUGAGCAAUCAACAGGAGAAGCUGUUCCAAAAGUGGAAUCUCCAGUGGUCGUUGUGACUGGUGCCUCUAGAGGGAUUGGAAAAGCAAUUGCUCUUUCCUUGGGGAAAGCAGGAUGUAAGGUCUUGGUGAAUUAUGCUAGGUCAGCAAAGGAGGCUGAAGAAGUUUCUCAACAGAUUGAAGAAUAUGGUGGCCAGGCAAUCACUUUUGGGGGCGAUGUCUCGAAAGAGGCUGAUGUGGAAGCGAUGAUGAAAACCGCUGUUGAUAAAUGGGGUACCAUUGAUAUCGUGGUUAACAAUGCAGGAAUUACUCGGGAUACCUUGUUGAUUCGAAUGAAGAAAUCCCAAUGGGAUGAAGUCAUUAGUUUGAAUCUCACUGGAGUAUAUCUCUGUACCCAGGCAGCAACAAAGAUCAUGAUGAAGAAGAGAAAGGGAAGAAUCAUCAAUAUAGCGUCAGUUGUUGGUCUCAUUGGUAAUAUUGGCCAAGCAAACUACGCUGCUGCUAAAGCUGGAGUUAUUGGGCUCUCCAAGACUGCUGCCAAAGAGAAUGCAAGCAGGAAUAUAAAUGUCAAUGUGGUUUGCCCUGGAUUCAUUGCAUCUGACAUGACUGCCAAGCUUGGAGAAGACAUGGAAAAGAAAAUCUUGGGAACAAUCCCAUUAGGACGGUAUGGACAACCAGAAGAUGUGGCUGGCUUGGUAGAAUUCUUGGCUCUCAGUCCGGCAGCCAGUUACAUCACCGGACAGACAUUCACCAUCGAUGGAGGUAUUGCCAUCUAGGUAUUUGGUAAGAUCGGCUUUUGUUUAGGCAAAACAAUUUGGUAAACAGACAAAUUUGAGUUAUUUCUGGCACUUGGUCGGAAUUUCUAUUUUGCGGAUUCUGUUUCGAGAGAUCUAAAACUCAUUUGCUUAAACUACGUAACAUAAUAUGAAUCAAAGAGCUUUGUAGCUGA
Messenger RNA from Eutrema salsugineum, 1332 nucleotides. Its product is annotated as 3-oxoacyl-[acyl-carrier-protein] reductase 4. The coding region runs from base 197 to 1159 and encodes 320 amino acids. Gene Ontology annotation, biological process: fatty acid biosynthetic process. The transcript is spliced from 11 exons. Gene Ontology annotation, molecular function: NAD binding; 3-oxoacyl-[acyl-carrier-protein] reductase (NADPH) activity. NCBI's taxonomy places the organism in Eukaryota, Viridiplantae, Streptophyta, Magnoliopsida, Brassicales, Brassicaceae. The record is from RefSeq and is a predicted model, not a curated record.